UUGGCGUCACUCUCGUCGUGCGAUGCGAUGGCGAUGUGUGUGAUUUUUUCGGCCAUGGAAGACAAUUCUGAAACCCACAUGGAGACUGAUGUUACUUCGACCACUGAGGAUGUACCUGAGACGCAGGAGGUGACUGGAUCAAAUGGCAGUGUUGAAAUGGUUAUUGUAGUGGAGAAAAUGGAAGAAGAGGAGGACAACAACAAAACAGACAAGGCCCUAUUAGAUUCCGAAAUAAUAUCAACAGGUCCAACAGAGCUAUCCUCCGAUGAGAGAUCCUCGCCAGCUAAAGAUCUUGAUCAACCAAAGACGGUUAUCGUUUCACCAACUAAAGAUAUUGAACAGCCAUGUAGUUCAUCUUAUGUCAAUGCAACCGUUCCAAUUUCACCUUGUAACAUACCUUCGCCGAUUAAGCCAACCACAGAAGAUGUAACUUCAGACUUAUUGCAGACUGAAGUAGUUGAUUCUUCAAGUAAAAUGGAAAUUACUAAUCCUGUCACUGAGAAUAUUACAAAUCCAGAAAUAAAUCCACCAAAAAUGGUUCAAGAUAUUGAUGAACCUGAAGACAAAUCUCUUAAAGAUAUUCAAUCAACGGCAACACCUAUUAUAACACCAGAAGAAAUUCCAUUGCAUGAAAGCUCUAAUGACAAUGUUGUUAUGACAAUCCAGUUGUCAGAAAAAGCCGAGUCAAAAACACCUACUCCUGCUGCAAUGCCAAUAGAUGUCAUAGUCGAGAGAGAAGAUCAAAAUGUCUCUCAAGUUGAAAUACCAGAAGUGCAAGAAAAAGAUCACAAUAAAAGCAUCAGUAGAGAGCUUAAGUCUCUUAUAAAAUCUGCAAAGGAGUCAAAGAUAAUAAGUGAAUGUACUCAAUUAAAAACCAAGACCAGGAAAUCUAGAGUUAUUCUAGAUAGUUCUAAUGCUAGUCUCAAUGCUUCCAUUGAAGCUGAAAAAAUACAUGGAGCCAGAAGACACAGUAAUAACUCACAGAAGAGCAAUUGUAGUGAGAAAUCUGAUAAACCUGUCACGAAAAGAUCUAUGCGGUCACAGAACCCUGAAUUUGUGAAUAAAGUGAAACAAUUCUUAAAUUCUGUCACUGGGAAAAUGCAAAAAGAGGAUGAUAUGACCGAUGAUGAACUCGAGGAGAAUAAACCAGGUGAAAAGGUUGAAGGGAUGAGGUCUCAGUCUGGCACUCCUAAAAAGAAAAAACCUGAAACACUUCAGGUCCCGGGAAAACUUCAGUCAGAUUUGUAUUGCUGGCGUUGUCAUUGGCAAGUUGAACAGGCUGAACACGAGAAGACCCAUGCUCCAAUGCAUUGUAAUGUCUGCCCUCGAUCAUUCCACUAUAGAUGUUUGUCAAGUGCAGAGCGUAAUAAAAUUACAGAAGAUAAAAGCUGGGUGUGCCCUGAUUGCUUAAUAAUACUGAAUGCAGAAAGCUCUGAAACUAGAUCACCGGCAAUGAAAAAGAUAUCAUUGGGAAUGCUUUGUGAGCUACUAAAGUUUGCAUUGGAGAGGAUGAUGGAUCUGAAUGGGGUGGAGCCAUUCAUGACCCCGGUUGAUCGCGAAGCGUUUCCCGACUAUGAGAAAUACGUGGUGCACCCCAUGGACCUAUCCCGCAUGAAGUCGAACAUCGCCAACGGCCUCUACGGAAGCACCGAAGCUUUUUACGCUGACGCCCAAUGGAUACUCCACAAUAGUAUUAUAUUCAACACACGUGAGUUGGUUCAGUCGAAGUUGACCGGCGCCGCGAGGGCGGUGGUGCGCUCGUGUCGUGCGGAGAUGGGCGAGAUCGAGGCGUGUCCCGAGUGCUACGCGGCCGCGCAUGCGCGCAAACCCACCUGGUUCACAGACGUGUGCUCCACUCCGCACAUACUCUUGUGGGCUAAACUUAAAGGGUUUCCAUAUUGGCCAGCGAAAGGCAUGUCGGUGAGUCCGGCCGGUCUGGUCGACGUGCGUUUCUUCGGCGCCCACGAUCGAGCCUGGGUGCCGGCCAAAGACUGCUUCCUGUACUCGGAGAAGGAUCCAAACAACUUUAGAACUAAGCGACAGGAUAUAUUGGACAGCAUGCAGGAAGCCGAAGAACACAUUCGUAACAUAUCGAGGAAGUAUGGAAAAUUCGUCUACCCCCCGUUCAGAACGCAAUUCGAUCCUGCGAAAUUAAACGAGCAAAUGAGAGUGAUGAUACCAUCGUUCGAGGGUGAGAUACGUGUUACGGUCAAGGAUAAAUCGCCGAAUACAACAAAAGACAAGAGCAGGACCAAUUCUAAAUGCUCUAAGAACUCUACAAAUGGCAGUGAUAUAAGCGAAGCAGAAGAUCUACUGGGGCAGCCUUGUAAUAAAAUUAAUGAUAAUAUUAAUGAUUCAAAGGACGAGGUGAUGGAGCAGAAUCAAAAGUUAAUGGAAGUUGACGAAUCUGCGGUGAAAGACACAAAAGAGACUGAAAACUCGCGGAAAAGACGGCGCUCCUGUGUUACAGACACACCGGUGCAAGACAACACAGCCAACGAGAAAAAAAAGCGAGUCGAUGAUGAAAAAUCUGAUAAAAAGAUAGACACAAAAGAUAUGAGCAAUAAAGAAUUACCAAAGAUCAAAAAGAAAGAACCAGAGAACGUUAUUAUUCCAAUAGACGAUGAUGAUUCAGUUAUCUCGAUCGAUGAGUCAAACGAUUCAGUCAAAGGUAAAGAGAAAAUAGUUGAGAAAAACCGAACCGUCACUCCAAUAAAAAUAAUAUUACCUAAACAUAACCGACACACUCCGAAAUCUAGCGGCACCAGAGAAUCUCCCAGAACUAGCACCCCCAACGAUAAAUCUCUUCUGGUGACGCCAAAAGAUGAAAGAUCCGCAUCAAAACAAAAAAAUAAACCAGGCAGGAGCUCCACAGAGAGACAAAGCAGGGAAAGCAAGAGUAGACAUGAAAAGAGAAGGAAUUCCAAAAGUAACAAAUCCCUGAACGGUAGCAUAAGUUCUAAAAAUGAAAAAAAUGACAGGAUGAAAACCGAUAAAAACAACGAAAACCCAAACGCUGCCAACAAAGAGAAACCCGCAAGUAAAAUAUCAGUUAUCAAAGUUAAAGAUAGCGAAGCGAUAAAAUUAGCAGAGAAGACUCCGCCCGCAGAGGCUGUGAAGUCGGUUAAAGAUCGAACGGCCGAGGAUGACGACACUAGUUUGGCGGCCAUCGCCCGCGACACGGCCCGGAAUGCCGACUCAGUCAUAAUGAGCAACCCGCCCGGCAUGCCCACAAUCAGCAGCGUCAGGUCCUUGUCCACACUGGCCCAGGGCACCUCAACGACGACCACAAAAACGAACACGGCAUCCGCGUCGGUGGACAUAACCGCGGACAGUGCGCCGGACUCGAGCGCGCUCAGCAAUACCGACUCGGCCAAGUCGCAGAAAGCGAGGAACGAGAACGAGCCCAUGGUGGGGAGGGUGGGGGUGCGGGCGUUCGCCAGGAUGACGUCACCGGAACGCAACAAAACUAACAAUGUGCAAGUAGAGAUCAAGACUGAACCGAUCGAUCUAGACGACCCGAGCAGGCACAUGGAGAAGAUGGAUCUGAUGAACGCAUUCAAACUCCGACCCGUGAAUCAAAGUUCCAGCCUACGUGAGGUGCGCUUUAAUAAGGUCGUUGUGACGCCUCUAACGCGAAGAGCGCCGACAGGGGCGGCCGAAAUACGUCCGCGUGCGAAGAAGACUUUCCCACAGCCCAAGAAACCCGAAGACUGCCAGCUCAACGGGAAGAACUCCAUGGUGUACAUACCCAUACAGCCGGCCAUCACCCAGGCGCCGGCCCGACUGGCGCGCCCCGCCCCCGCGUCCCUCGCCGGCCAGCCGCGCUGUGUCGCACCCAUCAUAGUCAGCAGCUCAGGAAACAAUGGUGUAAAUACAGUGACAACACAGAUGUUGCCGCCUACGCUGACGUCGGCCAGCACCGCGGUCACAACCCCAGUACAGUUGGCGCCCACAGUUGGGCAAGUGCCGACCACCGUCCACACGGUGCCCCUCAUGACUUCCGUCAAUGGACAGUGGAUGUUUAGUUUACAACCUGUGAUGUCCGUCGGAGCUAUCGAUUCGAACACAUCGCCGCUAGUGAACGGUGUUCCGGAAAGGCUCGGUCAAGCGGCGACCGUGGUGCCGGCCGCCGUCGUGUCACCCGCCCCUGCGACCCCCGCCUGCCCCGCGCCCCUUGCCGCUGCACCGCCGAGCCGGCCCGGAGACUCUGUCGUCACAAACACUCCCACAGAACUCCCGAGGUUACAGCAGCGGCCGCCGAUACAAAAUCCACUAGAUCCCAACUUCCCAAUUGGUAUUGUACCAGCACCAUCUACCGUCGGUCCUCUAACGGCUAAACUCAAUCAGAAUGCCAUCAAGCUAGCCGAUUUCUUCCGCACGCUACUGGAGGAUUCGCUGGAUAAUCUCGACGAUCCAUCGACGCAGGUCACGUCCCUGAAGCUGCAGCUCGAACAGACCAAGUGGAGGCACCAGCAGAGAUUGGACGAAAUCAAACAUAACUUUGAAUUAUCGGUGGCGGAAAUGCGGGCAACGUUCGAGAAAGAGAAACAGCGGCUCGUCAUGGAGACCAGGCGUCUGGCGCAAAUCGAAUUGGAGACAGCUGUCAAACUAGCUAAAUCCAAACAGUGGUGUGCGAACUGCAGCCAAGAAGCUCAGUUUUAUUGUUGCUGGAACACUUCCUACUGCGACUACCCGUGCCAGCGCGCGCACUGGUCGCAACACUACUCCGUGUGCACGCAGCAACGAUCGGAAGGCAACAAUAAUAAUAACAGCGACGGAACUAGCGCUCCGGAAAGUAGAUCGCAGACAGAUAAGUUGCCAGCGUUGCAGAAGAGCACCGUGGUGCCGACCCUCACGGUCGGCGGGAAACUUGCCUCCAGAUCAGCCAGCCAGGAUAGUACGCCAAUGUCUUCCAUCAUCAUGAGCAUGGUCGAGGACGUCAGCGGGAACCAAACGGUGAAAUGUGUGGGGACGUACAAUGGGAGCAAAGCCGGCGCCGUGCCCGCGCAGAUACCACCUCUCAUAAUCAACAAGCAGAUAAUGAACGAGGAGAACAAAAAAGUAGUAACGUCGGGAGGCUACCUCAUCGUGGGCUCCACGUCCAACGCCAGCGUCAACCCGCCGCGACGUACUCACACGCUGCAGUACUUCACUUAGCGCCAACCGAACUUGGAAAUAAUCCCGCGGACUGUCCAACAGAAGUAAGGUUAAAAUUUUAAUGGACAUUUUAGCGGAAUUGUAACCCAGUGGGGUCGAAAAUGUGAAAAUGUUGGACGUAGUUCAACAGAAAUAGCCCGCACUGAGCCACAGUAAAGCUGUUCAAAAAACAAUACAUACUGUACUAGCACUACAUUAUAUGGUUAUAGUUUUAGGAUGUCGUUACUUCUCUUAAUGAAUAAAUAGUCUUGUUUUAUGUAACGUCAUCUGGUCACCAGAUACACGUAUUGACAUUAUUGUAGAUAUUUCAAUACUUUCUGAUAAGUUGCAUUAAAUUAAGCUUUGUUGAGUGGUACUACAUAUUUGAGUAAAUUGUUUUUAUUAUAGUUUCUACUUCAACGAUUUUAAGCCAUAUAUAUACAUGUUUGGUUAUAAAUUUCUGUUUGUGAAGCAUUCAAAUUAAAAUUAAGUGAUAUUUGCAAUUUAUGAUGCAACUAUAAUUAAAUAUAACUAUAACAUUAAAUGUUUUACUUGAAAUUAAAGCUAUGUUUUUAAUGUGAACAUUAUACAUGUAUUCUGCAUAUACUGUUAUAUAAAUUAACAACAAACCAUCUGUAAUAAUAUUAGAUAGUGUGUAAGCUAUCAGAAAAAAAAAAAUUGUUACUUGUUUGAAUUGGAAAUUGGAAUCGUUUUUGAACAAAAUAUAAUAAUUGUGUAAAUAAAUAUUAAAUGCAAUAAAAAUUUGAGAAAUUAGCAUUCAUCCAUCUUUUUUAUUUAUAUGUGGAUGAAUGGUUUUAUAAUCUGUCCUUUUCUUUUUUUGUUAUUAUUAUAUCAUUAUAAUAAUUUUCAAACACUUAGGAAAAUAAAAUCCAAUAUUUCUGUUCUGCGAAAGAUGUAUGUUGUAUUUUUCAUUAGGCACAGUAUACUACUAUAGGUAGUUUGUCUCGAAAUAUUGUUUAUUCUAGUAUUCCAUUAGAAGGACUAUCUGUUUAUAUUUAAAAAAGGAGUAUGUAUAUAUUAGUGCAUGCGUUUCAGUAGAGUACAUAAUGUUAGACAAAUAUUUACGUUAUGUACACGACGUAUAUAAUUAAAUUAAGUCCCAUACGCCCAUUGUGCAUUUAUUUUAUGAUAGUUAUGAUUUUAUUUGAUCAUCAGCUGUUUUAUUGUCACUAGGUGCGUAGGAAGUUUUUUAGUGUGCUCUGUGAAAAGAAUAGAAAAAAAGCAAUAUUUAUGCUAAAUGCUAAUAAUAUUAGUAUAUAGGAAGAUCUGUUAAAAUAAAACAUAUUAGAAAUUAAGUUUUCGGAUUUUAUGAUAUAUCAAAAUAGAGAUGCAGCUGAAUGAAAGUGUAAAAAUUUGUGCUCAAAUAAACUUGUCUGUCCAGUACAAAUCAUACUACUUUUAUGUUUGCGGAUUAGAACGUGCGGUUCACUAUUUACAUAAUAUUUAAGACUGCUAUAUAAGGUUUGCUGCAAAUAAAGCAUUUUAGGAUAAUGUGAUUUUCGGAAAACACGUUCAAUGUGUUUUCGUUAUUAUCGUAUGUAAGUUUCAUUAAGUGUAACUGUAAAGCGGAAUUAUAUUUUAAUUUUCUUUUUAAUAAUGAUAGUGAAUUAAAAUAUUUUGUUUAAAUAUUAUGCAAUUCCUAGUCCUAGUCAAUGCGUAUAGAAUAUUGAAGAUCAAUCAAAUUUAUUAUAUGCGUACAUAGGUCACACAUAAACAUACUAAAAGCACAUUAGAAAACAUACAAUAUUGAUUAAAGUUUUAAAAAUCCAAUAGUGACAUUGAAUUAUAAAAAGGAAUGUUAAGCGUUUGCAUUGAAUUUUGACAAAUAUAUGCUAUGAGAUUCAUAGUGAGCUUCAAGUAAUUUUUCAAUGUUGACAGGACCAUUGAAAUUUUGGAUUGCGUUGAAAGGGCCGGAUUUACAGACCCAUGAUAUAUUUUAAUGUAGAAAUUUGCUUGUCUCCAUUUUAGAUUUUAAUCAUAGUGUAACAGUAAAACGUUCAUUACUUUUACUACAUUGUACGACUUGAAAGAUUAGGCAUUAUAAUGUAAUUGUAAAUAGUAUACUGUAGUUAUUAAAUAAAAACUUGAAACAUA
Messenger RNA from Bombyx mori (domestic silkworm), 7254 nucleotides. Its product is annotated as MYND-type zinc finger-containing chromatin reader ZMYND8. The coding region runs from base 28 to 5160 and encodes 1710 amino acids. Gene Ontology annotation, molecular function: transcription corepressor activity; protein binding. The record is from RefSeq and is a predicted model, not a curated record. Lineage: Eukaryota; Metazoa; Arthropoda; Insecta; Lepidoptera; Bombycidae. The transcript is spliced from 22 exons. Gene Ontology annotation, cellular component: nucleus; cytoplasm.